AAAAAGUCUCAAUCACUCUUGGUAAGUUUGAAACAUCUGGAAAAAGAUUUUUUCAUUUUUUUUUCCUUAAUUUUUUUUUGUUCCUUGUUGCUCUUUCUACCAAGUUUAUUGUCUGUUUGUUUAUUGUUGUUCCAGCUCUAUGAUUCUUGGUUAAGCAAUUUUUCUUUCUAUAUUUUUUGUCUUGUUUACCUUCAGGUUUCUAGAGACAAAAUUUGUUCUUUUUUGGCUUUGUAGAACAAUAUAUUGAUUGCUGUCGUCAAUGGAUCUAUCAGAUUGUUUGAAAAACAUAAAAAGAUUUUAGCUGAGCUUGUGAUUUGGGUAAGGCAAAAAAUUUGCAUCAAUGCAGUCCAAAAUCAGCGCCUUUUUCAAAACCUCUUCUUCUUCUUUGAUUGAAUCCCCAAACCCACCUCCGAUUACUGAAGAAAAUGGCGAAUUAGACAUCUGGGAGACGAAAGAACACCAGUUUUUCAACGCAUACACUCGAAGAGCUCGCGACCCAAACAGUGGGGAAAGGGAAAAAGCCAAAGACAGCCAACGGCUGGAAAAAACCGUUUCCGGUAGUAUCACUUCGAAGUCUGAAUCGUUUACACCAAAGAAAACAAUGGUGAAAAACAAGAAGAGAAGUUAUGCCCAGUACCAUUUAGAUUUGGGUCAGUCUGAUUUUAACUUUCAUAGUUGUUUCACAUGUGGUUUUAAGUAUUCUCCUGGGGAUGAAAGUGAUGAGAAGACUCAUAAGGAAUUUCAUAAGAACUAUACCCAUGGAAUUCAGUUUAAGGGUUGGUCUAGUGAAAGGGUUAUUCAGAUGCCUACCAUUGAAGGUGGUCGGAUUGUUAUGGUGUUGGAUAGUGAUUCUACUGCCCAAAAGAAGAAGGUUGUGGAAGCUAUGAAUAUGAUGGAGAUUGAGCUUGGAAGUGGAUUUAUUUUCCCUAAGUUUUGUAAGGUCUUACUGUUCAUUCUAUCCAGUAGGGUAGCUGGAUGCCUAAUUGCCGAACCAAUAGAGAAGGCAUUCAAAGUCAUCUCAAAUUCAGCAGACAAUGAUGCUAUUAACACAAAAGAACAAGGAACCAAACCAACCAUCCUUCAAUUUGGGGACAUUAGUUUUCAGAGGGAGACAGUGAAAAGAUCUCAUUCUGCUAGUAAUACUAACAUGUUGGACGGAGACCUUGGUAACGCAGUUGUUUGCGAGGAGGUAGCAGUGCCUGCUGUCUGUGGCAUUAGAGCAAUUUGGGUGUCUCCUGUCAACAGAAGAAAACGAAUAGCCACCCAGUUGCUGGAUGCAGUGAGGAAAAGCUUUUGCACUGGAUUUGUUCUUGAACGGUCUCAGCUAGCAUUUUCUCCACUCACUUGGAGUGGAAAGGCAUUGGCAUCAAGCUACAUUGGCAAACGAUCUUUUCUGGUUUACAAACCCAAUAUUUUAAACUCGGUUGAGUCAACAUAAGGUGGAUGCCAAUGUUCAUUCACUUUACUGAUUAAUUUUUUUUUUUAAAAUUCGGGGUUAAUUAUCCAAUUAGACAACCUCUACAAAUUAUACAAUCAUUUUUAUUAAUAUUAGGUCUCACAAAAAUUGAUUAAAAAAAUACUGGAUUACUUUGCUU
Messenger RNA from Humulus lupulus (European hop), 1595 nucleotides. Its product is annotated as protein CHROMOSOME TRANSMISSION FIDELITY 7. Lineage: Eukaryota; Viridiplantae; Streptophyta; Magnoliopsida; Rosales; Cannabaceae. Gene Ontology annotation, biological process: mitotic sister chromatid cohesion. The record is from RefSeq and is a predicted model, not a curated record. Bases 341 to 1438 code for a protein of 365 amino acids. Gene Ontology annotation, molecular function: protein-lysine-acetyltransferase activity. The transcript has 6 exons. Gene Ontology annotation, cellular component: chromatin; nucleus.